AAAGGCGCCCUCCCACACUACCAUUUCCACUAGGUUUUCCUCCUCGCCGCCGCAGCCGCCCCCUCGCUAUCCCCCUACUCGCCGCAGCCGACGCCGCCCUCUGCUCCAAGCCAUGGGACGCAUGCACAGCCACGGGAAGGGCAUGUCGUCCUCGGUGCUGCCCUACAAGCGGGAAGCUCCGGCCUGGGUCAAGAUCGCCGCGCCGGACGUGGAGGAGAUGAUCGUGCGUGCCGCCAAGAAGGGCCACCUGCCGUCGCAGAUCGGCGCGGUGCUCCGCGACGCCCACGGCAUCCCGCUGUCCCAGGCCGUCACCGGCUCCAAGAUCAUGCGCCUCCUCAGGGCGCGCGGGCUGGCGCCGGAGAUCCCGGAGGACCUCUACUCCCUGAUCAAGAAGGCCGUCGCGAUCAGGAAGCACCUGGACAGGAACAGGAGCGACGUGGACGCCAAGUUCCGGCUCAUCCUCGUCGAGAGCAGGGUUCAUCGCCUCUCCCGCUACUAUCGCCUCACCAAGAAGCUCCCCUCCGCCUGGAAGUACGAUUCCACCAUCGCGUCCACUCUCGUGGCUUGAAGUUAACGCUUUUGGUCUUGCAUGGUUAUCUGCAGCUUUGGAGUUCAGUUUUGUCUUAAGUACUAGUAAGUAAACCUUUUAGGAUCGUAAGCUGUUAAACCUACCCCUCGUGCGCAGCUGGAGAGAAGUAUCUCGAGAGUUUACUGAGACUUGAUCACGCUUUGGUCAUUGGAAGUUCAGAUUAUUCACAAUGUAUUUUGAGUUUGGUUUAACUUUGAGGAAUGUUGGUACUGCUUCCUACUGAUGUAUCUUCAGUGUUUCAUUAUAAAUCCUGCAUCUACUUCGCAAAGUGAACUAUAUGAAGUGAUCUUUGUGUUUUUUUCC
Messenger RNA from Brachypodium distachyon (stiff brome), 892 nucleotides. RefSeq names its product 40S ribosomal protein S13-1. The record is from RefSeq and is a predicted model, not a curated record. Gene Ontology annotation, biological process: translation. The coding region runs from base 113 to 568 and encodes 151 amino acids. NCBI's taxonomy places the organism in Eukaryota, Viridiplantae, Streptophyta, Magnoliopsida, Poales, Poaceae. Gene Ontology annotation, molecular function: structural constituent of ribosome; small ribosomal subunit rRNA binding. The transcript has a single exon. Gene Ontology annotation, cellular component: cytosolic small ribosomal subunit; nucleolus; ribosome.